ACGCUUGCCCGAUGUUUUGCCGGACGAAAUCCCGUUCGCGUUCCCGAACCGGGGCCGCCUCCGUAACGACUCCAAACAACGCCGGCGACGGAGGCCGGAAGGCGUCGCCCAUUCUACUUCGCUCACCCCCAUCGAGUCCUCUAGAACACGUUCCGCGCAUUCGCGAUGGAGAUGCAUUUUCAGCGCCAGGAUCCCGUCCCCUGUUCGCGGGGCUGUGGCCGAGGAUGCGAACCAACUACGUCCGACCCUCGAGGCUCGGUGCUGGGCUGGCUUGCUCAUGCCGUCGUGGCCUCCCUCCUGCCCUCCCUCCACCCAAACCCCAGAAUUUCCUUCCUCUCUGCUUUCUCGUCAUUCUUCCUUCUUUUAACAUACUCCUUAGCUCACUAUGACGGUUCAACAACAGUUGCGCUUUUCCGAGGUGGACCAGGAAAGCGUUAAUGCGCUCCUCCAGGAUUACUUGGACAGUGUCAUAGAGGAGGAGGGUAACGAGCAGCCCUUUGUUGCUCCGGGCACACAAGCGGAGCGCGAUAGAAUAUGGACUGCCUGGACCGAUUUCUGUGGACUUACCCGAAAAAAAGAGGAUGAGAUGGACAGCCACGGUACUCCCCAGAG
This is a messenger RNA of Parathielavia appendiculata, 612 nucleotides long. RefSeq lists its product as uncharacterized. The transcript has 2 exons. The record is from RefSeq and is a predicted model, not a curated record. Lineage: Eukaryota; Fungi; Ascomycota; Sordariomycetes; Sordariales; Chaetomiaceae. The annotation marks the transcript as partial.